CAACAGUGGAGCGUCUUUGAUCACAGCGAGAAAUGCGAUAUGGCAGUGAUGACAGACUCUACGUCCCGUCCAGAAUUCGAACUCACAACAAACACAGCGCUGAGUGACUUUCCAAACGUGGAGGCUAAACGCGAAGAGCAAAGGAACUGUUUAAAACAGGUAGUCGGCAGGAUAGAUGUCUUCGCAAUUUCACCGACUGGCUUUGGAAAAAGACUUAUUUUCCAGCUUUGUCCUCGAAUAAAGCGUACAUUGGAAGGAAGGCAGGAUAGAAUGCCAUUUAUGAUUGCUGUGGUAACUCCGUUGUUUGCCAUCAUGAAAGACCAAGUGGAAUUUUUGAACAAAAUCGGAGUAGCGGCGGCAAUGAUGGGGGAAGAUGUGGAUGAAGCCGUUAAAAGUGGAAGCUUUGAAAUUGUAUGAUCCUUAAAAAUUCACUCAAAGGCGUACUGCAGUCACAAAUCGUGGCUGUCUAAGGAAUGGACAAAAGGACUUCAAAAGGAAAGCUUGGAAAGCAAGUUGCAGCUAUCGCUAU
Molecule: messenger RNA, 529 nt
Organism: Porites lobata
Lineage: Eukaryota; Metazoa; Cnidaria; Anthozoa; Scleractinia; Poritidae
Source: the annotation of a GenBank genome assembly